Molecule: messenger RNA, 594 nt
Organism: Amphibalanus amphitrite
Lineage: Eukaryota; Metazoa; Arthropoda; Thecostraca; Balanomorpha; Balanidae
Product: cuticle protein CP14.6-like
Exons: 3
Coding region: 50-409 (119 amino acids)
Cellular component (GO): chitin-based extracellular matrix
Molecular function (GO): structural constituent of chitin-based larval cuticle
Source: RefSeq, a predicted model, not a curated record
AUGGUGCACAGGGGUCACACGGCACCAGUUCAGCACAUCCGGUACAACAAUGAAGACGAUUGUGGCGCUUUGCCUCGUGGCCGUCGCACUGGCCCAGUCCAACCAGGAGGCGAAAAUCGUCAACUACCAGUACGGCAUCGAAGAAGACGGCUCAUUCGCUGCCACAUUCGAGACAACAAAUGGUAUCAAGGCCCAGGAAGACGGCAUCUCCUACCCCGGCAACGUCCCCGAGUCGGGUAACUACGUGAGGAGCGGCUCGUACUCGUACGAAUGGGAGGGCGUCACCUACACUGUGAACUGGACUGCCGACGAGAACGGCUUCCACCCGGAGGGUGACCACCUGCCCGACUUCAGCCACACCCGCGAACAUAUCGGAGGGGUGGAGGAAGUGGAAGUGAGUGUCGCCUAGUAACUAUUUUAUUGAAUGCCUGCCAAAAUAACCAAGCGAUCGGAGUUAACUAGGCAGUGUGUCUGGCUGCUGUGCGUUCUUCGACACUGGUGAUAUAUAUGAUUGUGCGUCUUUGUAAGUGAUUCUUGUGUCCAUUGUCACGCUGUUGUCUUGUCAUAUAAAAUACAACGACGAAAACCCUUUUA